AUGUCGGUGGUGAAGUCCAUCGAGCUGGUGAUUCCGAAGGAUGUGUACGUAGCCGGCUCGGUGGUGGAAGGGCAGCUGGUUCUUAGCCUCCACAGCACCCUGGUGGACCCCCUGGUGAAAGUCGAGCUGAUCGGAAGGGGCUACCUCGAGUGGAUCGAAGAGGCCAACGUCGAGAAGGACUACAGCCAGCCGGGGACCUGCGUCAACAAGGCAGAUUACGUCCACAAGACAAAAACUUUCAAGAUAGAGCGGAACUGGCUGGGUCCGGGUGUCCACCCUUUUGAUUUCCACUUCGUCUUGCCUCCCAGGAUCCCUUCCACCUUCACAAGCCGGGUCGGACGGAUCAGCUACUUCCUCCAAGGCGUCUGCGCAACGAGGGAGCUUAUUCUCCGGAAGCAGAAGAAGUACCUGCUGGUUCAAGGGAUCUCCGUCUUCAGGCAGGACGUUGUCACAUCGGAGUUCCCCUUGGUGGUGGAAGUCGAGAAGGCCCUCCUGUACAACUGCUGCUUCAAGAGCUCCCCCAUCACCCUACGCCUCUCCCUUGGCCAAAGCAUCUACGCGCCGGGAGAUGACAUCACUUUCACAACGGAGAUCACCAACCGGUCAGGGAAGUCCAUUAAGAAAGUGGUCUUUGCCCUGCACUCCGUGGUCCUCUACAAAGCCUUCAACCUCCGGGCCGAGAAGCGCACCUUGGAGCAGCGCGAGGAGAUGAUGCGCCUGGAGUCUCACAUUGGGAGUGGGUCCCCCUGCGAGGCCACCAAGAUCAACAGCACCCUCUCCCUGCCCAAAGUCAUGUCUGUCAGCAGCUCAUGCAAGUCCGACGACAUCAUGGAUGUCGGGUACGAGUUGACGGCCACCGUCCACUUCCCCUGGUGCAUGAGCACCUUGGCGGCAAAGAUCCCCAUUAUUAUCCGGAAUGAAAUCGUAGGUGUUCAGGAAUAA
Zootoca vivipara (common lizard) is the source of this 942-nucleotide messenger RNA. RefSeq names its product arrestin domain containing 5 (gene ARRDC5). The record is from RefSeq and is a predicted model, not a curated record. Gene Ontology annotation, cellular component: endosome; cytoplasm; plasma membrane. Lineage: Eukaryota; Metazoa; Chordata; Lepidosauria; Squamata; Lacertidae. Gene Ontology annotation, biological process: protein transport.